Messenger RNA from Striga hermonthica, 924 nucleotides. NCBI's taxonomy places the organism in Eukaryota, Viridiplantae, Streptophyta, Magnoliopsida, Lamiales, Orobanchaceae. The record is from the annotation of a GenBank genome assembly.
AUGUGGAGUUCUCGCGGAGGACGACCACGAAAGCGAAAAAAGUACCAUCUACGAGGGGUCAUCCAUUGCCGAUGUCGGUGGUAUACCCGAAAGUUUCGAGCCUACAUAAUGAAAUAUCCCAAGAUCGCACACACUUUUAAAACUAUAGAAGAUAUCCCUGAGUUCUUCGAGUACCCGAAUGGCGCUCCUACUGAAGGUCCGAAUACCAACUACUUUACCCUAAAACCCACCGCCAUCUCCUUCCACCGCCGCCCACCGUCGGCGCAGCCACAAACUCCGAUCAGCCAGACAAUGGACCAACACAUCCUCCUCCAAUUGGGCAUCCUGAUUCUAACCCUAGCCAUCUUCUACGUCCUCCACAGUCUCCCCAAACGGGCCUUUUCCAAGCUCCGAUCGAAAGCCCAGCCCAACAAUCAGGCCCACCGCCACUUCAUACAGGGCGCCCAGCUCCUGUCCCGGGCCCGAUCUACAAAAUCCAAAUCCGCGGCCCUCAACCUCGCCAAGUCCGCCGCCGGCGAAGCCGACAAGGCCCUGGCCCUGGGGCCGAGGGACCCUGCGGCCCACAUCCUGAAGGCCAUGGCUCAGAGCCUGAUGGGCCACAAGGCUUCGGCCCUCAAGUCCCUGGACGCGGCGCUAUCGCCGCCGGCGGUGAAGAUGCUGUCUGGUAGGGAGAAGGGAGAUGCUCUGUUGAGGCGGGCCGAGUUGCAGAUCGAUCUGAACCGGAGGAGACGGGUCGACUCGGCAAUUGAAGACCUGGUCGAAGCGGUCGUGUUGAGCCCGGACAAUUCCAAGGCUUUCUGCUUAUUGGGCCAAUGUUACGGAACUAAAGGAUUAAUAGACGAGGCUAGGAAUGCUUUUGUGGAGGCGCUGAAAAUUGAGCCCAACUUGAAGGAGGCCCGUGAUGGCUUGGUCCGUUUAGGCUGA